This is a messenger RNA of Phragmites australis (common reed), 1283 nucleotides long. RefSeq names its product transcription factor MYBS3-like. Lineage: Eukaryota; Viridiplantae; Streptophyta; Magnoliopsida; Poales; Poaceae. The record is from RefSeq and is a predicted model, not a curated record. Gene Ontology annotation, molecular function: DNA binding; zinc ion binding. Gene Ontology annotation, biological process: response to auxin; response to ethylene; response to gibberellin. The transcript has 3 exons. Bases 140 to 1012 code for a protein of 290 amino acids.
AGCUAGGUAGCUAGCCCAGACACUGGUAGCUGUGGUUGUGGUCUUGUGGACACGCUGGCCUCCACCCAUCUUUCUCAAGUCGUCUCGCCAUCUGCAGAAAAAGGGCACAGUACAGAUUCGGCCGAUUUAUAGCAACGCCAUGGCGCGGAAGUGCUCCCACUGUGGCAACUACGGCCACAACUCCAGAACCUGCAGCCUAGGACACAGAGAAAUCAUGCUCUGCGAAGGCAGCGGCAGUGGUGGCGGCGGUAGCGGUGGUGGUAGUGGGCUAAGGCUCUUCGGAGUGCAGGUCCAUGUCACCGCCGGCGACGGCUCGGCGUACAUGAAGAAGAGCUACAGCAUGGACUGCCUGCAGCUCGCUGCUGCAGCGGCUCCUGGCUGUUCCCUCGUCUCGCCGUCGUCGUCGUCGUCGUCGUCACUGCUGCUGUCGAUCGACGAGGGCUUGGAGAGGGCGGCGACCAAUGGGUACCUGUCUGAUGGACCUCACGGCAGAGUUAUGCAGGAGAGGAAGAAAGGAGUUCCAUGGAGCGAGGAGGAGCACAGGCAGUUCCUAGCCGGCCUGGAGAAGCUGGGCAAGGGCGACUGGCGCGGCAUCUCCAGGAGCUACGUCACGACGAGAACCCCGACGCAGGUCGCCAGCCAUGCGCAGAAGUUCUUCCUGAGGCAGAGCAGCAUGGGGAAGAAGAAGCGCCGGUCCAGCCUCUUUGACAUGGUACCGAUUUGCGAGAACGGUGCGCGCAUUUCGGAGCCACUGAGCAGCGAGGGCGCCUCGACUUCUCUGUCACUGAACAUGCCGCGCCAUGGAUACUCCGAGAGGGCGGCCUUCGACCUGAACUCCAUGGAGGAAGAUGACAGGAUGGUCGACGUUUCAUCGGAGUCAGGUGCUAGGACUAGACCGUUCCCCGGAGCACCGACGGAGCAGCUUUCUCAUGGCCAUGGGCACAGCCACCAUUGCUCGCCCCUGGACCUGGAGCUGGGCAUGUCUCUGUCCACGCCAUCCAUCGGAACAUGACGUGCCGUCGUGAAGCCUACUCAUCACCGUCGUCGUCGUCAUGUGCUCGCGCAGGUGGCUCCAAAGUUUUCAGUGCAAGAUGCCAUGGCCGUCGCGUGCCUGCUGUCGCACUUGUCUGCCAAAUGGAGAUGAGCUAGGCUUGAGGCAAUGUUGUUUGUAAAGACGUUGUGCAAGUAGCACUUUAACUGUGGAUACAAGUACCAUGUGUACUAUCUUUAGCUCCAUGUAAUCAGAAUCGGCUCUGCUCCUGCUGUAUGCCACGUUCUUCGUU